Vicia villosa (hairy vetch) is the source of this 1770-nucleotide messenger RNA. RefSeq names its product probable pectate lyase 8. Lineage: Eukaryota; Viridiplantae; Streptophyta; Magnoliopsida; Fabales; Fabaceae. Gene Ontology annotation, molecular function: pectate lyase activity. The transcript is spliced from 7 exons. The coding region runs from base 71 to 1408 and encodes 445 amino acids. The record is from RefSeq and is a predicted model, not a curated record.
CUUCUCAUUCUUUUCCUUACUCACAGAGAACAAAAAACAGAGAGAGAAAAACUUGAAGCUGAAAGCAACAAUGGAGUUACGGUUUGUAUCACAGUUCGUCUUCAGCAUUCUCGUUAUCACGCUUCUUUUUUCUCUCAAUCUCACCAAUGCAAUCGAUCAUAAUGAAUCGAGUGUUGUUGAUGGAGAAGAGAAGCUACAGAUGCAGAGCUUGAAGAAUUCGUCAAUGGCGGAAAGUUUAAGUGAUGCUUUGAACGAGCAUGCUGUUGAUAAUCCAGAGGAACUUGCUUCCAUGGUAGAUACGACUAUACGCAAUCACACGGAGAGAAGGAGUCUGAGUUUUUUCUCAUGUGGGACUGGAAAUCCAAUGGAUGACUGCUGGCGCUGUGACAGACGUUGGUCCUUCCGGCGAAAGAGGUUGGCUGAUUGCGCCAUUGGUUUCGGUCGCAAUGCCAUCGGUGGUCGUGAUGGAAAGUACUAUGUUGUGUCGGACCCAAAAGACGAUGACCCCGUGAACCCAAGACCGGGCACUCUCCGUCACGCUGUCAUUCAAGAUAGGCCAUUAUGGAUCGUGUUCAAGAGAGACAUGGUGAUCACUCUGAAGCAAGAACUGAUCAUGAACAGCUUUAAGACCAUUGAUGGUCGUGGUGCCAACGUUCAUAUUGCAUUUGGAGCCUGCAUUACAAUUCAGUUUAUCACCAAUGUCAUCAUCCAUGGUGUUCAUAUUCAUGAUUGUAAGCCUACUGGGAAUGCUAUGGUUCGUAGCUCCCCUUCCCAUUUUGGAUGGAGGACAAUGGCUGAUGGUGAUGGCAUUUCCAUCUUUGGUUCCAGUCAUAUUUGGAUUGACCACAACUCUCUUUCCAAUUGCGCUGAUGGUCUUGUUGAUGCUAUUAUGGGUUCCACUGCCAUUACUAUUUCCAAUAACUAUUUCACCCACCACAAUGAGGUUAUACUAUUGGGUCACAGUGACUCGUAUGUCCGUGACAAGCAGAUGCAAGUAACCAUUGCAUACAACCAUUUUGGGGAGGGCCUUAUCCAAAGGAUGCCUAGGUGCAGACAUGGGUAUUUCCAUGUGGUAAACAAUGACUAUACCCAUUGGGAGAUGUAUGCCAUUGGAGGUAGUGCUGAACCCACAAUUAACAGCCAAGGAAACAGAUACCUUGCUCCUCAGAACCCUUUUGCUAAGGAGGUAACAAAGAGGGUGGAUACAGGGUCCGGCAUAUGGAAAGGUUGGAAUUGGAGGUCUGAGGGAGACCUUUUGCUAAAUGGAGCCUUUUUCAUUCCAUCAGGAGCAGAAGCUGGAGCAAGCUAUGCUAGAGCCUCAAGUUUAGGGGCCAAAUCAUCUUCUCUAGUAGGCUCCUUAACCUCAAGUGCUGGAGUUAUUAGCUGUCGCAGGGGUGGCGUGUGUUAAUACAAAACACUAUCAACAAUCAAAGGAGUAAAGGGAAAAUCACUAAAGCAAAUUGAAAAAAGAAAAAGAAAAGGAGACAUAGAAAAACAUAAAGGAAUGGAAGAAAGAAAAGUUUUCAUUCUUUUCUCUUAUUAUUGCAUUGUUAUAUAGAUGUAUUGGACUGGAUUGGAUGAGUAUGCAAUUGUAGCAAAUUGUUUGUCUUGCCGACAGUUAGAUAUUGGGGGUAAAAAUUGUACAUUUAUAAGAACUGUUAUUGGAUUGAUAACAAUGAUUGCUUAGAAGCCCUUUCUCACUUUUGGAGACUGGCUAUUGCAAGAGAUUUCCCUUUAAUUUUCUAAGGGAUUCAAAAUCUAUUUUACUCU